AAUAAUUCUUUUACACUAGCACAGUGCAUUGCCGACACGUGUUUUUGUUUUCUCAAUUCUUGAAACAGUUUUAAAUAGUUUAAUUUUUCAAAACGUUGCGCAAAAUGGGAAAAUUUCGUUCUAAACUAAAGCGCCAUACUAAAGGCAAAACAUGGAGCAAAGGGCAGUCGUCUACUUCAAAUCCUGACCAAAUGAAGCAUCGUAUGAAAGCCAAGUCGCGCUUCUUUCAGCCCAAUUUGAGUUUAGCUCCACCAGAAGCGAAUUCUGAUCCGACUACACUCACACUGGACGCUGUCAUGAAACACGAUCAACGCUUGGCUUACAACGCUGAAACGACUACAGUCAAUGAUGUUGCCGGCAGUCUGAAAUCGUUCAGCCUGCAUGACGAUGGACUCGAAGAUGAAAGCAUGUCGGAAUCACAACAGGGCACUUUUAAAACUUUCAAAACAUUCGCUUCGAACUAUAGCGCCUGCAGCAACAUGAGUUUUAAACGUCUGCUAGUUGGCUUCCGUGCAUCGUCCGAUUUGCAUAAAGAAAUGUUAGCCAUACUAACAGCACUUACCGAAGUGAUACGCGAACGUGGUGGCACCGAGUCGUCAACAGAGUAUUUUAUCUUACUUAUGGAACAGAUUGAGGCCAGCACGGAAGACAAUGACAUUAUUGCUGGUAUUUCUUUGUUGUCAAUGGGCAUUAAGUCAGUGCCGGCGACGGUGCUACGUAAGCGUUUUGGAGAGACAGCACAAACCUUUUUAACGUGUCUGCAACGUUUUAUAGAGUCUACAAAUCAGACUAUAAUUAAAUAUAUAAUUGGUUGUUUGUCGGUGUUGCUCUGUGCACAGGACUACAACACUUGGACUUACUCCUCAACUUGGCAGUAUAUUGAUGCUAUACUUUCGUUUACCAUACACUCGAAGCCAAAGGUGCGCAAAGCCGCUCAACAUGCUAUUGUAUCCAUCCUACACGGUAGCUCCUUUAUGCGCGCUCCCAAAGGCGAAGAUGCUGAGAAGGACAUCAGUGAGGAGCAACCGAAAGUGAAAAGCCAUCCGGCCAGCAAUCGCAUAACGAAAUUCUGUUUAAAUCAAUUCAAACCCGAAGUUCUGACCAACUCACAAACAACCGUAUUGCAUACACUAACACUACUCAAAGACAUUUUGAGUGGCCUUAAAACCGAGGACAUACGUGCGGUAUGUGAAAGCCUUCUCUCCAUAAUGACCGCUGCAAACGUGCUCAUACGCACCAACUGCUUCCAAGCGCUGCAUGCGCUCUUCGCCUCGCGUACGACAAAUUUGAAUGGCCCAUUAUGCGCCAAACUCUUGGCUGCCAUACACGAAUAUCGUCCUGAUCGCGCUGACAUACGUCAAACCGUAGCUUGGGUGACGGUGCUCAAAGAAGGUCACAUACAUUUGGCGCUGUUGGACUUGAAUUUGUGCAUGAAUGCGUUGCCGCGUUUCGUCGACAUCUGCGCCACGGAUUUAUGGAUGUCGGAGCGCGCUGAAAUAAUCAGCAGUGUCUCGAAUUGUUUAAAGGAGCUGCUAUACGAAUGUGUGAAGCCGGCUUGUGAGACGGCUGAGCAGGCGGAAGUUCAUCGCAUUUCGAUUAUGCGCAUUAUCGCGUCGCUCGAGAAAGCGCUGAAUGCGCCAUUCGGUGAAAUGGCCAAACACGUGAUUCUAGUAUUUUCCAUCGUUUUCGAAGUUUGUGGCAAGCACUACAGCAAGGAACUGUCGCGCUCACUUUUGACCCUGUCGAAACGUUAUGACACACAAAGCGCGAUGCGCGUACAAAUCGAACACACCAUCAUUGCCGCCAUACAAUCGAUGGGUCCGGAGAAUGCGCUGAAGACAAUACCGUUAACAAACAGCAAAGGCGAAGUUUUAUUGGAACGUUCCUGGUUGCUGCCGCUGUUGCGUCAAGGUGCCAAAGGCGCCACUUUUAAAUUCUUCAAAGAAUUCGUUUUGCCGCUAGCUUUGGAUUGCAACAACAAAUGGCAUCAACAUGCGCAAGACCAACAAAAGUCCAUGUCACAUACAUACGAGCUAUUGUGUUGUCAGCUGUGGGGUCUAUUCCCAGGCUUUUGUCGCGAGCCCGCAGAUCCGGAGAACUUACGCUUGAUUGCGCCCACUUUGGGAAAUGCGCUGGAUAAUAAUCCAGAGUUUCGUGCACCCAUCUUCGAUGGCUUAACCGAGUUGAUAGCGAACGAGGAGAGCGCUGCAAUCAAAGAAGCUUUGGCAAAAUACUCCAAAAAUUUCUUACCACGUCUCUUCAACAUUUACGCACAGAAACCAAACACCACAUACGAGGCGGAUCUGCGCAAAAAGACAUUGGACGUCGUAAAGCUCUAUCUAACACGCACGCCGGAGGAUGUGCUUAAGGAGCUUUUCGAGACUGCCAAAACACAACUGUCCAACACGGCCGUCGGCACCUUCGAAUACGAUUCGAUUUUCGACAUCAACGCCGCCUUGCUGCUCUUCCAAACCAGCGAAAUUAUACGUGUGUUCUUCGAGGAGUUCAUAGUGCCCGUGCUGAAGAACGAAAAGUCCAAGCUGGUCGCCAAAGAUGAGCAAAAAUUGAAAAAGCAACAGCGCAGAACAUAUGAACUCCUGCGUGAUAUACUCACUUCUGAGGCAGCUUCGUGUCAGAAAUUCGCACGCAAAAAUAGCAUAGCCCUACAGAAACUGCUGCUGGAUGCUUUUGCCACAAGUUGUGCUGUGUGCCAGGCCGCCCGUUUGAGAUGCCUGAAAAUUAUUAUUGAAAACCGCAAAUCUCUAACUGUGAAUGACAAAAUUGUUAUGAAAACCAUACCGGAAGCUGUGAUCUCAUACAAGGAGUUUUCUACGCGCAAGGAAAAUGUCUCCGAAGAACUCAUUACAUUCUUGGUGAAUUUGUAUCAGGAGGCUGGCAAAUUGAAUGAUUUCGUCGAUAUAUUGACAGCCGGUUUUGCCGGCGAUGAGUCGCUCAUCACCAACACCAUAUUAGCUUUCCGCACUGUGGUCCAACAGCAGGGCAAAAAUCUAACAAUUAACACACUCGAAUUCAUAAUGGAGCAGAUACUAGUGUUUCUCGUGCAGAAGACACGCUCACUGGCCGAGGCGUCGGUCGCCUUUCUGAUAACAUUCAUCAAAGUAAUGCCCUCACCGCUGGUUGCCAACCAUUUGCAAACGAUUAUGAAAGCACUGUCCGCCAUGGCGAAGGACACAAAACGUUAUUGCCGCAUACAAAUCGGUUAUUUGUUGAAAAAGCUUUGCAAGCGCUUCACAGCCGAGGAGCUGAUCAAGUUCGUGCCCGGCGAUGAUGAGGUGACACAUCGGCGUCUGAAGAAGAUACGCAAGCAAAUGCGACGUGAGAGCAGGCAGCAGCUGAACGAAAAGGAUAAGAAGGACGAAGAGGAGUCAGAGGACGAAUUCGUUGCUGGGCUGGAAAAGAAGAGUGUGACCAUUGAUGACAUUUUGGCCGACUCCGAUUCCGAUUUGCCCGAAGACAUGGAUACAGACGACGACGAGGGCAAUAAGGCUGAAAAGAAGAGCAAGAAGCGCGCCAGCACUUUUAUACGCGAAGAUCCGGAGGACAUUGUGGAUUUGGCUGAUAUUAAGUCGGUCGGAAAUGUGUUGACAAAUCGUCCCGAUGAGAAUGCAAACGCUGCAGGCAGCACCAAAACAAAGAAUAAGGAUCCCAACCGUGGCUUCAAAACCGCCGAAGACGGAAGACUGAUUAUAAGCGAUAAAGCAUUGCGUGGCGUUGGUGGCGACGAGAGCAGCAGCGAUGGCAGUGAUGAUGAUGAGGAUGACGAAGACGAAGGUGUCGAGGUGAAGAAAGCGCCUAAGCGUGGCAUGGAGGUGGACUCAAGUGAUGAAGAAGAAAUGCCUGCCACAAGCCGUAAACGUAAAGCUACAGACGCUGCCAGUAUGCGUUCGGGCAAAACAUCAGCCUCCAAAUAUGUGGCCGGUGGUAAGGGUAUACAUCGUCCCUUGGGCGCGGCCAGUGAUGCGAUAUCCAUGAAAUCCGGUUACUCGUCGAAAACAGCUAAAUCUGGAAAGUCUGCAGCCGCCUCCGCGUACGCUGGCAGCGACUACACGACUAAGAAAGCCAAGGGCGAUAUGAAGAAGAAGGGCAAACUCGAUCCAUUCGCGUACAUACCGCUCACUAGAAACACGCUAAACAAACGAAAACGCGCAAAACAUGCAGGCACGUUUAAGAACAUAGUGAACGGCGCACGCAAAGGCGCGCUGAAAGGUGUCAAACAAAGAGUCGCCAAGGCUUACAAAUAAUAAAAUAAUAAAACGUAAUGCAAUAAACCGCAAACUAACUGUAUGUAUAUAUAUAUAAAAUAAAAUUAUCUUGUUAACUAGUAAGAGUUGUAAAUCAAAACAGUGGCAGAGAAUAAAACUUUAAAUCAUUAUUUAAACAACUAAAAUGAAA
Messenger RNA from Bactrocera dorsalis (oriental fruit fly), 4413 nucleotides. Its product is annotated as RRP12-like protein. Lineage: Eukaryota; Metazoa; Arthropoda; Insecta; Diptera; Tephritidae. The coding region runs from base 105 to 4262 and encodes 1385 amino acids. The transcript has 14 exons. The record is from RefSeq and is a predicted model, not a curated record.